This is a messenger RNA of Daphnia magna, 3622 nucleotides long. It is a transcript of the gene Ide, whose product is annotated as insulin-degrading enzyme. The record is from RefSeq and is a predicted model, not a curated record. The coding region runs from base 16 to 3228 and encodes 1070 amino acids. Gene Ontology annotation, molecular function: metalloendopeptidase activity; metal ion binding. Lineage: Eukaryota; Metazoa; Arthropoda; Branchiopoda; Diplostraca; Daphniidae. The transcript has 17 exons. Gene Ontology annotation, cellular component: cytosol; mitochondrion. Gene Ontology annotation, biological process: peptide catabolic process.
AUUAUUGAAAAGAAAAUGAUCCUCAAUUCAAACCGUCAAACAUGCAGAUGCACAAGCUGUUUGUCGCAGACGACAGCAAAUGAAGAUUUUAAGAGUCAUCAAAAAAUAGUAGUACAUCUUAAAAUUUUACGAAACUUCAAACCGUAUUGCUUCUUGACUGUCGAUAUAGUUAACUUUGCUCGAAUAUCCUGCAAGGUGAACUUGCGGUCCAAAAUAUUGUUUGGAAAUUUGACCUUGCUUACCAGGCAAAGUUCUUCAUCACCCAUAGUCAAAAUGGAUGGAAAUCAUUCUUAUAAACGGUGGGAUAACAUAGUAAAAUCUGAGCAAGAUAAAAGAGAAUACAGGGGACUAAUGUUGAAGAAUGAGAUGAAAAUUUUACUUAUAAGUGACCCUUCAACUGAUAAAUCUGCUGCUGCUAUGGAGGUCAAUGUUGGGCAUAUGUGUGACCCCCAUGACUUACCAGGACUUGCUCACUUCUGUGAACAUAUGCUUUUUUUAGGAACAGAAAAAUAUCCAGUAGAAAAUGAGUAUCCACGAUUUCUUAGUGAACAUGGUGGAAGUUCCAAUGCUUUCACAGCCUCAGAUCACACCAAUUAUUAUUUUGAUGUUGUUCCCCUCCAGUUAUCAGCUGCGUUAGAUCGUUUCGCUCAGUUUUUCCUUACGCCGCUAUUCACUGAGAGCGCAACAGAUAGGGAAGUCAACGCCGUAGAUUCCGAACAUGUCAAAAAUAUCCCUAGCGACGCUUGGCGUCUUUCGCAGCUCGACAAAUCGACUUCUAAUCCCAAUCAUCCUUAUUCAAAGUUCGGUACUGGUAACAAAGACACGUUAGACACAAUUCCCAAAGAAAGAGGAAUACAAGUUCGCGAAGAAUUGUUGAAGUUCCAUAAGAAAUGGUAUUCGGCAAAUUUGAUGUCCUUAGUUGUCUUAGGGCAAGAGUCACUAGAUGAACUUGAAAAACUCUGCGUCGGAUUGUUUUCCGAAGUUGAGAAUAAAAAUGUAGAAUCACCUGAGUGGAAAGAACAUCCGUUCGGUCCGGAAAACCUGCAAGUGAAAGGCCUGGUGGUCCCAGUCAAAGAUAUUCGUAACUUGAAUAUUACCUUCCCUGUACCUGACAUGAGGGAACAUUAUGAAACCCAACCGGAACGUUACCUUAGCCAUUUGAUUGGACACGAAGGACCGGGUAGUUUAUUAUCCGAACUAAAGAGUCGAGGAUGGGUCAACUCGCUCAUGGCAGGAGAAAGCAGCGGAGCUAAGGGUUUCGCCUUUUUCGGAAUAAAUGUCGAUUUGACUGAAGAUGGUAUUGAGCAUGUUGACGACAUAGUAACCCUAGCUUUCCAAUACUUGAAUAUGUUAAGGAAGCUCGAACCUCAGAAAUGGGUAUUUGAUGAAUUAGAAGGUCUUUCCAGAGUGCAAUUCCGCUUCAAAGACAAGGAAAAGCCGCAGUCAUAUGUGUGCAGUCUAGCUUCGAAGCUUCAGUACUACCCCAUGGAGGAAGUCAUUAGUGGCGAUUACUCUUUCAAAGAAUGGAAACCAGAUUUAGUCACAUCUGUAUUAGACAUGCUGACACCAGAAAACAUACGUAUUGCUGUAAUAGGUAAAAAGUUCGAAUCUGUUGCCGAUUCGAAGGAAGUUUGGUAUGGGACGUCAUACAAAUUGGAGAAGAUUGACUCCAAGGACAUAGAAGCAUGGAAGAAUGCUGGGCUAUCGGAAAAGCUGCAUAUGCCGCACCGUAACGAGUUUAUCCCUGAAAAACUCGAUUUAGUGACCAGAGAAGAACCUCAGCCAUGGCCAAUCAUCUUAAAAAACAGUCAACUGAGUCGCGUGUGGUUCAAACAGGAUACCGAGUUUCUGCUUCCCAAAGCGGUAGUCUACAUCGAAAUGUUCAGUCCUAUAGCUUAUUUGGAUCCUUUGCGCUGCUCGCAAGUUUGUCUGCUCGCAAGCUUGUUCCAUGAUGCUUUAAAUGAAUUUACCUAUGCGGCUGAGGUUGCUGGAUUAGGCUAUGCUCUUCAGAGUACCAAAUAUGGCCUCCAGCUGAGCCUCAAGGGUUACAACGAUAAGUUGCCAACCCUAUUGCAAAAGUUGAUUGAAAAGUUGACAACAUUUACGGUCGACCCCCAACGCUUCAGAAUUCUUAAAGAGUCUUAUGUUCGGGCAUUGCAAAACUUCAGAGCUGAGCAGCCAUAUCAACAUGCUACGUACCACACGAACAUGCUUCUAGCGGAAAGGGCCUGGUCUAAAACGGAUCUACUGAACUCCACCGAUGAUUUGACAGUGGAAUCACUCCAGUCGUUCAUACCGUUUCUCUUUUCCCAACUCCACCUGGAAUUCCUAUUCCAUGGAAACCUUACUAAGCAGCAAGCCAUGGACAUGGUUGAUACAGUAGAAUCGGGCCUCAAAACUCAUUUUGCUACUAAACCAUUGCUUCCGUGCCAACUGAUCCGCGACCGCGAAGUUCAAAUGAAUAACGGUGCCAACUUCUUGUACUGUGCUGACAAUGAUGUUCACGCCACGCACUGCGUCGAAACGUACCUACAACUCGGCUUAGAAGACAAGCGCUCCAACAUGUUACUCGAACUUGCCAUGCAAAUCCUGAAGGAGCCUUGUUUCAAUGUCCUGCGUACCCAAGAACAAUUGGGCUACAUCGUCUUUAGCGGCGUGAGAAGAGCCCACGGUGUUCAAGGCUUACGCUUCAUCGUCCAGUCUGAAAAGCCACCAACCUACGUGGAUGGACGCAUAGAGGCAUUCCUGCACAGCAUGGAGCAAACCUUGAAAGAUAUGUCGGCCGAAGAAUAUGAAAGACACAAGACUGCUCUAGCCGUGCGGCGACAGGAGAAACCCAAACAACUAAGCCACCGAGCCGUGCGUUACUGGUCAGAAAUCACGACCGGGCAAUACUUCUUCGACCGUGACGAUAUGGAAGUUGAGGAGCUGAUGCAGAUCACGCACCAAGAACUAUUGGACUUUUUCGCUUCAUAUGUGUUUCACCAGUCACCAUUGCGCCGUAAAAUGGCCGUCCAUAUCCUGGCGUCGAACGUUUCGCAGGAGAAGGCCGAACCGGUGGUGCACACCAACGGAGGCGUCACCUUAUCGCAGCCGCCGCCACAGAUCAGAGAGACGGAACUCGUUGAAGACGUGGCCGCUUUCAAGAAAAGCAUGCCUCUCUUCCCUUUGGCUACACCCAUCGACAAAAAUAGUGUUUUGGCAGCGUCAGCUAAAGCCAAAUUGUAACUUUUUAUGAUGUCGUAUCAAAACAGCGCUUUUUCGUUAAAAGUCCAGGAAAAACUUUAGGGAAAAAAUUAUUAUUAUUUUUUUUUUUGCCUUUAUUUUUUCUCCAACUAUUUGAUAUAAGUUUCAGCGUAACUUUCAAUCGAUGGAACCAAACACACUUUGUAUUCCACUUCUUAGUGAUUCUUCUUCUGAGUAAUUGAUGACCAGUAAUGGCUGCAACUAUUCAUUCGUCAAAUUUUUCUUCUGUUUUUUUUAAUUUUUUUUGUCUUUUGCUCCCCUCUUUCUUCUAUUAAUUAUAUCAUUACAAACACACUGCUGUAUUGUCGAGAGCUAUUAAACCCCUUGACACCUAUUUCGUCGGGUUUAAAGUUAAUAAACACACUGAUAAACGAGA